AUGCUGGCGCGCAAGAGCACCCACAAGCGCAAGCGCAGCUCCGCCAGGGCAGACUCGGCACGCGCUCGUCCCUCCACCAGGUUCAUCGCCAACCUCUUGCCGCACCCGCAAGCGGCAAGUUCCUCCUCGAAUGCUGAGGCUGCUACCGAUGAGCUUGCUCGGGCAGAUACAAGGCUAGUCAGGCUGGUCGAUCAGCAUCCCUUCAACCACUCGCUCGAGUUGAUCCUGCCUUACUGCCCGUCGCCUUCAUCCGCAUCGGACACACCGGCGUCACCGCCAGCAACAAUUCAAUCCCUUCUGGCCGAACUCACCUCUCUCAGCGACGGCGACAGGGCGACGUCGUACCUCGCCCGGAUUCCCCUUUCUCUCUUCCUCGACCCGCUCUUCGUCACGGCCUACAUCCGCUGCGGCUCUCUCACCGCCCUUAGUCUCGGACGACUCGACACUGACGACGUCGUCUGCCUCGACGGUCAGGGCACCCUCAUCCUCUCCCUGACCAAGGAAACCUACCAGACCCUCGGCCUCACGGGACGGCCCAGCCACUUCUUCCGGGGCGCAUCGGGCCGCGCCGGAGAUCGCCAGAGCGGCGCCGUGACCCGCUACAUUGUCGAGCUGCCCCUCCUCUCUCCCUCGUUUGUGCCCGGGAAGAAGGGGUACCAGCAGGCCCUCAACUGCUUGAAGAGGUGGGAUGCGGCCAGGUCGAAUCGGCACGGCGCCAGCACCCUGGCAGAAACCCAUCUUGCCGGCCAGAUCCACGUGCUGCAACGGGCCGGAGCGGACGCUGGCACGUCGGCCUCUUCGUCCUCGCAGGCGCAGGAACGGAACGCGACCUGGGACGUCCUCUUUUCCUGGACGCCGAGCGUCGAGGCCGAGGUCGAGGCGGAAGGGCAAGGCGGCGCUGCUGGCGUGCCCACCACGAUCAACUUUCCCUCGCACCUCGUCGACCCUCUGACGGUCCGCAAGGUCGAGAGCCGGGGCACCGUCUCCGAGGGCAUCAACGACGUCUGGUUGCCCCGCCUGUGCUGUCAGAGCACGCAAGGCCCAACGAUACCCGGCGUCGAGAGGCUGCGAUGUGGGUGGCGGGACGGCGGCAAAGCCAAGGCCAAGGCGCACGACGAGGAUGCGAGCAAGCCCAGCUGGGCAGAGUGGCAGCUCCUGGCGCAAGAGACGAUCGAAUGGCUCGGCCUCGCGUCGAUUGGGGCGGAAGUGAUCAAGACCUACUGGCGACCGAGCGACUACUGCCUCUACGCCGCACCAGAACCGCACGAGGCGGGGAGCGUGAUCAAUGUGACGUGGCGCGGCUUCCUCUCCUCACGCCUCAUUGCCAAGAUCGCCUCUCGCGUCGAGCGAUUCCUCGACGGCAACUCGUCGUUGUCAUCGUCGUCAUCAUCAUCGUCUUCGUCGUCAUCGGCUUUGUCGACGUCAGCAACAGCCAGAGGGUGGGCGGCACUCUGCGUCACGGGCUUUAGCGACACGCCCGUCUCGUGGCGCGCCAAGACGCCCAUCAGCAACCACUACGGCUCUUCCCACCAAGCAUCCAGUACGGCAAAGGCGCAGCCGAACGGCGUCGGCGACCGCCCCUCUCCCUCAUCGUCGAAGAAGCACAAGUGCAACGGCGACAACGCACCAGCAGCAGCGGCGGCCGCGGCGGCGACGGCGACGGCACAGACCGAGGAAGGCGAAGAGCAGAUGGACGUCGACGCCUCUUCCUCCGACGAGGAUGGCGACCAAGACGAGAGCGACUCGGACGCCUCCCUGGACCUUACCGUCUUUGGCUCAGCUGGUGGCGGCGGCGGCGAUGGCGGGGCGAGGCAGACGGGCAAGGCGGCGCGCAAGAAGCGGGCGAAAAAGGUCAAGCGGCGCGGCCACGUCCGCAAGGGCGAGGCCGAACAUGGAUUCCAACGGAGCGGCGAGGACGGCUACGUCGCCCUGUGUUUCGCCCGGCCACGACCACGCGGCGAUGCGGCGGAUCCAGGGGAGUCGGAAGCGGGAGCGCGCUGGAUCCUUGUCGAGAGCGUCGAGGCCGAUCUGCGCUGCUGA
Molecule: messenger RNA, 2040 nt
Organism: Pseudozyma flocculosa PF-1
Lineage: Eukaryota; Fungi; Basidiomycota; Ustilaginomycetes; Ustilaginales; Ustilaginaceae
Exons: 3
Coding region: 1-2040 (679 amino acids)
Biological process (GO): tRNA 5'-leader removal; endonucleolytic cleavage in ITS1 to separate SSU-rRNA from 5.8S rRNA and LSU-rRNA from tricistronic rRNA transcript (SSU-rRNA, 5.8S rRNA, LSU-rRNA); tRNA 3'-end processing
Cellular component (GO): multimeric ribonuclease P complex; ribonuclease MRP complex
Molecular function (GO): ribonuclease P activity; ribonuclease MRP activity
Source: RefSeq, a predicted model, not a curated record